Messenger RNA from Enterobius vermicularis (human pinworm), 1392 nucleotides. The record is from the annotation of a GenBank genome assembly. Lineage: Eukaryota; Metazoa; Nematoda; Chromadorea; Rhabditida; Oxyuridae.
CGCAAUGUGACCAGGAUUAUCCCACAGCUAGAAAAAGUAUUAGGUGCUGGGAGUGUUAAGACAUCUGAAGCAGUUAGACAGCAGCAUUCACAUGACGAAGGCCACUUUUCAGGAAAUCUCCCGGAUGUUGUUGUUCAACCAAAAAGUGCUCAAGAAGUGAGUGAAAUACUAAAAAUCUGUAAUGAAAACCGCAUUCCAGUGAUACCAUUUGGAACAGGAACAGGCCUUGAAGGCGGAGUCAAUGCAAUUGUGGUACGUUUAUUAUUUGGUAUUGAUUUAAUGUCAAUGGAUAAAAUUACUGCUGUCAACUGUGAAGACUUUACCUCUUCUGUACAACCUGGAGUUACCCGAAAAACCUUGAAUACACAUUUGAGAAAUACUGGACUUUGGUUUGCAGUGGAUCCUGGGGCAGAUGCUUCUAUAUGUGGAAUGGCUGCCACUUGCGCAAGCGGAACAAAUGCAGUGCGGUACGGAACUAUGUUACAAAAUACUGUAAAUUUAGAGGUUGUCUUGCCGGACGGUGAUAUCUUGAAUACAAGAGGAAGAAGUAGAAGACCACGGAAAUCUUCUGCGGGUUAUAACUUAACCGAGUUGUUUGUUGGUUCGGAAGGUACCUUGGCUGUUAUAACGGAGGCAACGGUUCGUCUUCAUGCUAUGCCGUCUUUUAUCAGCGCAGCGGUUUGUAGUUUCCCAGAUAUUCACAAAGGAGUAAAUGCGGUUGUUGCUGUGUUACAGUGUUCCAUACCGGUGGCUAGAAUUGAAUUUAUGGAUCAGCUCCAAGUAGCUGCUUGUAACAAGUUCAGUAAUCUUACGCUUCCGGAACUACCAUCGAUAUUUCUUGAAUUUCAUGGUUGCACAGAGGAGGAGGUUAAAAAUCAAGCGGAAUUAGUUGGAAAUAUAUGUCAAGAAUACAGUGGGAGCGAUUUUUCAUGGUCCCAUCUUCCAGAAGAACGGGAAAAGCUAUGGAAAGCUCGACAUAAUGCUUAUUAUGCUGCAGUGGCUACAAGGAAAAAUUCACGCGGCUUUUGUACAGAUGUUUGUGUUCCUGUUUCGAAACUGGCUGAUGUGGUUACAGAAACCAGGAAAGAUAUAGAUAGUUCUGGGAUUUUUGGAACUAUCGUUGGGCAUGUAGGGGAUGGGAACUUCCAUUGUGUUUUCCCCGUAGAUGAGGACAAUAAGGACGAGAUGUCAGUCGUUUGGGGAUUGUCAAACCGACUUGUUGAACGAGCAUUGGCUGUAGGAGGGACCUGCACGGGAGAGCAUGGAAUAGGUCUGGGAAAACGAAGCUAUUUGAAGAAAGAGUUUGGAGACAUUGGUUUGAAAGUUAUGCUGAAUGUUAAAAAAGCUAUUGAUCCGAAUGGAAUUAUGAAUCCCGGCAAAGUCUUCCUAUAA